AUGCAAAACGGCAGCCAGGAAGACGGCUUCAACCUGCCCUCCGCUGCGGUGAUGCGCCCCCUCGGCGCCGAGGCCAUCAUCGUGCAGGUGCUCAUCAGCGUCUUCCUCUACGUGGACCUCCUCAUGGUCUUCACCUUCUUCCGCAAGGAGGUCUUCCACGGCGUGACGCGCUACAUCUUCUUCGCCCACGUGCUGCUGUGCGACUGCACCUUCCUGGUGCUGAGCGACGUCCUGCUGCUGCUCAGCUACAUGCGCAUCGUCAUGCCCACCAGCCUGUGCAUCCUGCUGUGCGCCGUGGCCUACAACCUGAACGUGGCCACGCCGCUCACGCUGACGGCGAUGAGUGUGGAGCGCUACGUGUCCAUCUGCAUGCCCCUGCGGCACGCCGAGCUGUCCACGCCGCAGCGCGCGGCCCACGGCAUCCUGCUGAUCCAGGCCCUGGCGUCGGUGCUGAUGCUGGUCGUGCUCGCCAGCGUCACGGCCGUCAUGCCGCUGGCGUUCUACCUGUCGCGCCGCAUCUGCAGCACCGAGAUGCUGCAGGUGCGGCGCUGGCAGACGAACCUCAUCAACGGCGUCUCGCAGGUCUACUUCCUGCUCAUGGCCCUGACCAUCUGCUUCUGCUACGUGCGCAUCAUGAAGGUGGCGCGCACGGCGUCCGGCAACGACCGCAGCGCCACGAACAAGGGCCGCCGGACGGUCAUCCUGCACGGGCUGCAGCUGCUGCUGUCGCUGAUCCAGCUGUGGUGUCCCUUUGUGGAGAACGCCGUGCUGCAGAUCGACCUGUACAUGUUUGUGUACUGGCGGUAUUUUGAUUACGUGACGUUUAUCCUGGCGCCGCGGUGCCUGGUGCCCUUGGUGUACGGGCUGAGGGACGAGACGUUCAUGGCGGCCCUGAAACACUACGCCCUCUUUGGCUGUCGCACCAACAACAAGCUGGCCCCCGUGAAGAAAGAAAGGGUUCUCGUUACAAGGACGUGA
This is a messenger RNA of Engraulis encrasicolus (European anchovy), 978 nucleotides long. RefSeq names its product odorant receptor 131-2-like. Gene Ontology annotation, biological process: detection of chemical stimulus involved in sensory perception of smell; G protein-coupled receptor signaling pathway. Gene Ontology annotation, molecular function: G protein-coupled receptor activity; odorant binding; olfactory receptor activity. Lineage: Eukaryota; Metazoa; Chordata; Actinopteri; Clupeiformes; Engraulidae. Bases 1 to 978 code for a protein of 325 amino acids. Gene Ontology annotation, cellular component: membrane. The transcript has a single exon. The record is from RefSeq and is a predicted model, not a curated record.